This is a messenger RNA of Pomacea canaliculata, 2907 nucleotides long. Its product is annotated as pectin acetylesterase 5-like. The transcript is spliced from 7 exons. NCBI's taxonomy places the organism in Eukaryota, Metazoa, Mollusca, Gastropoda, Architaenioglossa, Ampullariidae. Bases 307 to 1668 code for a protein of 453 amino acids. The record is from RefSeq and is a predicted model, not a curated record. Gene Ontology annotation, molecular function: hydrolase activity.
AAAAUAAUCAACUUACAAAUUGUCCUGAUAUAUUUGGUCAAACAUUUAAACAACUCAUCCUAGUGAUAAUUGAACUGCCUCUCCAGCAUCACAAUGGCUUAUUUUAUUAUUUCAAAAUAUGCGUUAUUUUUGUGAUUCACUUUAUAUUCAUACAUUUAUAUGAAAAACCCCCACCGAGCUUUAUCGAAUUUCGAGUCCCUUGGAAGGGCCAGACCAAAGAAUUUUGCUGGGCUUUUGCGGUUAUCCCCACCUCAGAACUACGAGCUGGGACAAGGGCAAGUUUCAGAUGUGGCAGAUUAACUGGUCAUGUUUCACACCAGUCUUCCCACCAAAACCCUUCAAGACAACAACACUCAGACAGAGGAUAAAGCAAGCAACAUACAAAGUGUGCCCCCAAACAUAAUGUUCCAGCCAACAAGAUUUAGCCGAUUUCAGGUUCUGCCUCCUGUGCUGUGUACACGCCGUUUGUACAUCUAUGUCAUAGUCCUUCUGGUUGUUGGCCUCCUUGUGCUUUUGCUGCGAACCAUUGCUUCCAUGCGCCUUGCAUUCGUCCAUUAUCACUUGGAGUCUGACACUGAUGGGGAAUUGGUUAUUUUGCCAGAAGAGUUUACGCAAUCAAAAGGAGCUUUCUGUCUGGAUGGUUCACCUCCUGCUUAUUAUUACCGACAGAGUGAUGUACCUGCAGUUCGAUUUUGGAUCAUCCAUCUUCAAAGUGGAGGAUGGUGUACCACCAAAGAAGAAUGCUAUGAUAGGAGUUUCAGCAGCCUUGGUUCAAGCCUGAAGGCACACAUAUCACAGCCACUAAGAGGGAUAAUGUCUAGUGACUGUAAUGUCAAUCCCAGUUUCUGCAUGUGGCAUUUUGUAGACUUGCUAUAUUGUGAUGGAGGAUCCUUUCUGGGAAACAGGACUGAACCUCUGUUAAUGAACUCCAAGCAACUGUACCUGAGAGGAGCCAUUGUGUUUGAUGUUCUUAUUGACUACCUGAGGACAUACACUUUGUUCAGAGAUGCAGAGCAGAUAAUAUUAACAGGCUCUUCAGCUGGUGGACUAGGAGCCCUCAUUCAUGCUGACCGUCUUCGUCAACGUUUGCCAGAAACAGUGAUCACACUUCACCUGGUGAUUGAUGGGUCCUUGUUCCUGGAUGUGCUGGACAUCAACGGUGUCCCCACUAUGGCCAACUUACUUCACAACAUGUACUCACUGCAUCAUGCAUUUAAUUCAGCUGGCAUCAAGGAGUGUACGCGUCUAAUGAAUCAAGAAGAAGAGUGGCGAUGCAUUCUUCCAGAAUUGUAUCACAAGUUUGUCUUCUCUCCCAUUUUUUUCAUUAACUCUUUGUAUGACACAUGGUUCAGAGAUAAUGCAUUGGGUAUUAGUUGCUCAGCACAGGAGUGUCCGUCUACACAUCUGACGCAGGUGGAAAGUUUCAAGAGUAGGCUUUUGCAAGAGGGGAUGGAGAUUCUGAAGCUGAAAAAGAAUGGUCUUUUCUUCACUCCUUGCCCAGCACACACUUUUCUGAUGUCUCGACGCUUCUCACUGAUCACAGCAAUAGAGCACUCUGUUCAGCAAGCUUUAAGUGCCUGGAUCAACCAUCAAGGCAAUAGCCGUAACUUGGCAGAAGUUGUUCCUUUGCAAGAGGCUUUAAAGAAGUGUCCAGACAUGAAGGUUUGAUGCUGAAGGUUUUGUGUGCAUUUGUGUUGAUGCAAACGUGGAUACAUACAGGAUAUAAUGGAGAAAGGCAGGAAAAAGUUAGCUUCUUGAUGAUUUUUAGUGGAGUUCUUUAAAGCCCACAUCAUUAGCCUCAAGAAGAGCAUUAGCAUGGAUUAUCACCUCACUGUUAAGGGGUUUGCACAAAGUAUAGAAAGAACUUUGUUGUCAGAAUUAUAUUCUGGCCAUAACAUGAUCAGCAAAUAAAGCACCCUUAUGAACCCAGCAGUUAAAUGAUAGCAAAUUAAUCAACAUUUAAAAUAAUUAUAAUUCAAAAUAAUUAUUUUUUAUAAAAUAAUUUUUUUCAUUAUUAAAAAAUAUUUUAUUUGAGUGCUCUGGAUCUCUUAAUUGUUGUCUGUAACUUUGUUCAUAAACUGCUUUGUAAAAUGAGGUUGUCGGGAAGCAGCAUUUGUUCAGUCAUACUCAUGCAAACAUUAUUUUCAGUCUCAGAUUUAUUUACUUGCGUACCACAGUAUGGUGCCAUCUUGUUCCUCCAUUAACACAUAAAAUAAGAUGCAAAAAUGCUAACAGCUGAUGAAUGAUGGCAUUUGCUCAGAACACAGUGAUGAUAAUUUUUUGAAACUUGUUUUCACUCAUUCCCCCAUGCCAACCUGCUUAGGAUAUAUGAAUUACAGUCCUAAACAAAAAUCGUUUGCAUUUUCGAGUGUAUAACAGCUAUUGUAAAUUUGUGUUCUUAAAUAGGGUUGUAAUCAAAAUAAAGUGUCUGGUCCACGAAGACAAGCUCAGUACUUAACAGAAAAAAAAACUGAAUCACAAUUCAAGAAGUUAAAAACAAAGACAGCCUACAUCUGAAGCAUAAGUACAUGAUGCAGCAAUGUGCUGGAUAAAUAUCCAUUUGUUCUUGGGUAGAAAAAUUGAAAACAGCAACCUAGCGAAUAGAACAAAGGCAGAGAUUAAUAUAGAUAAUAAAAAUGCAUAUGAAAAAAGUGGUCUCUUCCGUAGGCAGUCAGCAAAAGGGGUGAUUGCAGUUAAAUUGCAGAUCUAAGGCAACAGUUACCAGGACAUGAUAAAUAUGGUCAGGGAUAUAUUUUUUCCUGUGACUAAAACCCUUUAUAUCUAAGAGGACAUAUCAUGUCUUGCAUAAUAUCUAUAUAGGUUCGGGGGAAAAUCUUACUGAAAUAAUUUAGCUUUGCAGCAGACAAUUCCUGUGCACUUAACAAUACCAUUGAUGAACAUGGCUUG